Molecule: messenger RNA, 1853 nt
Organism: Drosophila biarmipes
Lineage: Eukaryota; Metazoa; Arthropoda; Insecta; Diptera; Drosophilidae
Exons: 2
Coding region: 191-1252 (353 amino acids)
Source: RefSeq, a predicted model, not a curated record
AGGAAAACAUACAUUAUUUUUUUUUAAUUUUAUAAAAUACCUACUUAAUAAGAAGAACUAAUAAGCAGAACUUUUGUAUUCAUCUAAAGUUACACAUUUGAAAGAAGUCUUGUUUAACGAUUCAGUUCAGUUUACUGCUCGAUCCUAUUGUACGGGUAUAGCUCAACACCAAAGGUGGAUCGCGUGUUAAAUGAGCCAACUCAGAGCUACGGAAUACGCCAGGCGCGGACGCAUGAGGCAGGCUCUCCAGGAAGCUGCCAAACCAGACACUGCAUCCAAACGCAAGUCCCGCGGUGGACUCGGCGAGCACUCUUUAGAGGAUCGGCGUGCGCAUAACGGCUUGCUAUCGGGAUUCGUCAGCAAGCCAGGAAGUCGGAAGCACGCAAACCUCUUUUCCUCAUCAGGGGCAUCCUUGUCUAAGUUCGCUUUAAGGGAUUGCGGAACAAGUGAUUCUUUAUCAGGUGAGGAUCAGCGAGCCCAUGACGAUUAUCUAUCGGGAUUAAACAGGCCAGUGAGUCGGAAGCAGGCGCCCUGCUAUAUCUACACAGAAGAUAGUGAUCCCGCACCACUCUUGGAAAUCGGAAAGAAUUAUUUGCCAAGUUCAUCGGGCCGAUCUGCUGCGGUGCCCGAUGUGGAUCCUCGCCAUUCCACGGGUAGAUACCCAAACCCAACCUUUCCGGAACCGACCUGCUCCUGGUCGCGUUUGACGAAAUCCCAGCAGAAACCGUGUUCCCAUAACACAUCCGCUGCGCCAGCGAAAUCGAAAGGACUUCCAUUCGAAAGCUUUACAGCCCCGAUCUGUCAAAAAAGAUCUCGUAAAAAACACCAGAACCCAUCAGAUAGCGAUGAUAGUGAUUUGCUGGUGUGCAUUCAGUCUCAGUCGAUAACGACUGCGGAUCGGAGCCCGAAAAUCGAACAGUUUGUACGCCAUACCACGCAGGAAAACGACCAAAAGAUUGCAGUUCUAAAAGAACGAAAGAACAAAAAAACUGGACGCCAGAUCUUGCAGGACAAAAAAAUUGAGGAUCAGCUUGCCUCACAAAGCCACAAGGAAUGUAAAAGUUUUGCACCCCAGAUUUUGCAUGACAAAAAUCAAAUCGUAAAACAAAUUUCGGAUCAACAGGAAAAAGAUCAGUUUGCAUUGCGAAGCCUGCUGGGAAACAAGAAUAAUUGCCAGCACGUCUUGCAAGAAAAACACCAGAACGUAAAGAUUGAAGCCCAGGACAGAACCAAGAACAACUUUCCGCACUAAGCCAGUAGGGUAGCAAGAGUUUGGCACGCUACAUCUUGACGAAGAAAGGUCAGGUCGUAAAGAAGAUUCAGGAUCAACGCGAACAGAUUCUAGCCCACAAACAGGAAAAGAAGCAAAUUGCAUCACAAGACCAAACCGUAAGGAAGAUUGUUGAUCAGCAGAAAAAGAUUCGACAGGAAGAAGAGCAGCUAGCAUCGCAAAGCCAGCAGGGAAGCAAGAAUACUUCUCAUCACUUCUUUCAGAAAAAAGCUCAGAACGUAAACAUUAAAGCCCAGCAACAGAAAAAAGAACAGCUUUCCUUACUAAGCCAGCAGGAAAGCAAGAGCUUUGCACGCCAUAUCUUGCAGGACAAAGAUAAAAACCUAAAACACAUUAAGGAUCAAGAAGAAAAAGAGUAUCGUGCAUCGCAAAGCCAGCAGGAAAAACACGACAACGUAAAGAUCGAAGUCAACCUAAAAGAAAAAGCACAGCUAUCAUCACAAAGCCAACGAGAAAACAAAAUUGUCCACCACAUAGUGCAGCAUAAACAACACUUACAAGAGGUUCAGUAUCAAAGGCAACAUAAAGACGAACAGAUCGUAUCGGAGAAUAACGAUUCUUA